Molecule: messenger RNA, 5323 nt
Organism: Aedes aegypti (yellow fever mosquito)
Lineage: Eukaryota; Metazoa; Arthropoda; Insecta; Diptera; Culicidae
Gene: cyst
Product: rho guanine nucleotide exchange factor 18
Exons: 24
Coding region: 740-4906 (1388 amino acids)
Biological process (GO): regulation of Rho protein signal transduction
Molecular function (GO): guanyl-nucleotide exchange factor activity
Source: RefSeq, a predicted model, not a curated record
UUCGGUGGUAGUGAACUUUUUUCUCGUCGUCUUUACCCAUUAAAAUAUCGCAAAGUGCUCCAGAGCCAGCCACAGUGGUUUUUCGUGUCGGAGCUAAAAGAAAAUCGAAAUUAAACCGAGUAAUUCUGCACGCGAAAGUGACUAAAAACGGUCCGGAAGUGCCGUUAGAGACCAUGUAACACGCAGGUUGUCCAGUGCUCAAAGUGCGGCCCGUAUUUGUGUUUUUGCAACGACGAAUGCUUCGUGAGCGUGAAGAAAAGGGUUUUCGAUAUUUGUGUGCGUUCCAGUAAACACCAUCGAUUGAUUCUUCCAGUGUGCAAUUAGCGAAGGGUAUUCAAAUCUAAACGACGAAAACGAUGGGGACGUGGUAAUUGACUAUCUGAGCUCUGCCAACCUGCCACCGCAAUCCCCUUUGCAGCCCCCAUUGCUCGCACCGGUGACCUCGGGUCUCCUGAGAUGCAAUGAACCAGUUACGCCGCACGACUCUGGACAGCAGCAACAACCCACUUCCGUAGUCAACAACAACAACAACAAUAACUACAACAGUAGCAACAACGUUCACCACUACAACAGCAGCAGCAGCAACAACAGCACCAUCGGCGAAAAGUGCAACAAGAACAAACUGAGUGAUAUCGUCAUCGACACGGGUAUCAACGACUUCGGUCAACUGCAACCACAUCAACAGACUGCUAGGAACGGUAACAGCACCAGUGUUGCCAACAACCAUCACCACGCCAACAUGGUGCCAAUCAUUAGCGUUACGCCCCACAGCCCGGGUGCCAAGUAUAAUUUUCUCGAGGAUACUCUGCAUCACCUACAAUGCAUUCGGGAAAGUGUGGCCCAGAUGAAGAACUCCACCAUUCAGAAUACCAACUUUGGUGGAGCUGGAUUCAUCGGAUCAUCGCUCUCGUCAACCAAGCUGUUCUCGUCAUGCCCCUCACUACCGGACCUGACGAUCUCGAAUCCGGGCAGCAUUUGGCCCCACCAGCAAACCAUGUACGGUCUUAACACCGAUCGGCGCAAGUCUUGGACGGCCAUCGAGGAUUUGACCGAGUGUGCCAAAUCUUCGCACAAAAGUGUCAGUUUAUCCAGCUUGGACAGCGAAGAGCAGGAAUCUCUUCGGGCCGCUGAGAGAUUACACAACCGUACCAGUAGGAACAGUACCGGAGGAAUAUCGACGCACUCGUUGAACGAGGCGGAAUUGGCGAGAGACUUCGAGAAGAUCGUGGCCAAGCGGAACCUGGCUCCAACCGUUUGUAGAAUUCCACUGCAGAAGAGUAUCUCGACACCAUCGAUCGCGCCGGUUCGCAAUCAAGGUGCCAAAGAGGAUACCGCAACUCCUUCACGGCAUCUUUCCGACAGUGAAGAUGAAACCCACGACGAUCGAUCACUGCUUUGUGUGAGAGAUAAAACCGAGGGCUACACCGACCAUCCGGAAAAGCGCAGGAAACGUGGUUCGUUAUUUUUCCGCAAGAAGAAAGACAAAGCCAAAACCAAGGGACAGAACUCCACCUGUGAUGCUUGCGGUGCGGUUAUCAACCUCGCCACCUAUAAAGAGCACGCCGUGGAAUGUAAAGCCAAAAUCGCUAAGAAAUAUUUCCAAGUGCAGCCCAAAUCCGGUUCCAACAAGAAGAACUCAACCAACAGCCACAGUUCCUCGCACCACGAUGAUCAAGGUAGAGACUAUUACGAUGGCCACAUACAAAAUGACAACUCAAACUGUUCGGACGAAACACCGCUAAUACGGGAUGAGUUUCUACACGAGGCGCCGAUCGGACCGCACGACCUCGGUGCGGAACCGAUCCUGGGGGUGGCCAUCGACGAGCACGACUCGUGGAGUCCCAGUGUACCAAAGGAGAUCGUCAAAUCGCUCAAGGAUAAACAGGUCAAACGCCAGGAGCACAUCUACGAGUUCAUAAUGACGGAGAAGCAUCACUGCCAAACCCUACUAGUCAUGCAGAAGGUGUUCGUGGAGAGUCUCCAGAAGCACUUCAGCCACCUGAACCUGAAGCGGAUGUUCCCCCGGCUAGAGGACCUCACCGAGCUGCACACGGGCUUCCUGAAGAAGCUGCGGCUGAAACAGCGCGAGCACCACAUCGUCGACAGCAUAGCCGAUAUCCUGUUGGACUUCUUCUCGGCCAUGUCGGCGCAGAAGCUCAAGUCGGCGUACGGGGAGUUCUGCUCCAACCACCGAUCGGCCCUGAGUACCUUCAAGUGCUACAUGACCGGCGACAACACGUUCGCCGAGUGGUACAAGCACUGUCAGCAGAAUCCGCUGCUCAAGAAGAAGGGCAUCCCGGAGUGCAUACUGUUCGUGACGCAACGACUGACCAAGUAUCCUCUGCUGAUCGAUCCGCUGCUCAAGAGCUCCCGGGAGGACAAGAUCGAGCAGGAGAAGCUGCAGAAGGCGAUGCAGCUGGUCAAGGAGAUACUGGUGGACGUGGACGCCCGGGUCGCCGACAAGGAGAAAGAGGACCGUCAAUUAGAGAUCUUCAAGCGAAUCGACGCCAAGUCGUAUGCGAUCUUCAAGAAGGACAAGUUCAAGAAGUCGGAUAUUAUUUCCAGCAAUCGGAAGCUGAAGUUCGAAGGAGUUGCAACACUGAUGCAGGGAAGGUCGAAAAUGCAGACUGUACUGGUCGUAGUACUGUCGGACUGUCUGUUCUUCUUGCUGGAAAACUCUCACAAAUACUCAUUCUUCACGCCGGAAAAUAAGGCUGGAGUGGUGUCGCUGCAAAAGUUGUUGAUCCGCGAGAAGGCUGGCACCGAAUCGAGGGGCAUCUACAUUAUCUCGUCCAAUCCGGCGUAUCCGGAGAUGUUCGAGCUGAAAGUGCAAAAUCCGAAAGAUAAGAACGUGUGGAUCCAGUCAAUCAGAGCUGCGGUACUGGACUGUCCCUCGGAUGAGUCCGAGGUCGAGGACUACAUGACUGCAGAGCAACGCCAAAAAUUGAUAGAUGCUAAGCAAGCUAACAUUCGAGAGAUUAUCUCGAUGGGAACGACCGAAUUGGAAGGCAAAAUGAGGCAAAAAGACUUCGAACAGGCGAUUCUCCUGGAGGAGAAGAUCGCCCUGCAGCUGAGCCUGCUGCUGGACAACGAGCACAACACGGAACAGCUCGGCCCCACGGUGGAGGCAUUCAUCGCCAACUACGGCUCCUACCGGGACCUGGUCUCGGACGACUGUGAUACGAUAGAGAUAUGGAAACGAGUGUUGAACACAAUUCAGGAGAUUAGCAACUUGGCAGGGUCCCUCUACACGGCAGCCACCGGACUGCCCCUGUCCCGGUCCUGCAGUUCUGUCGGCGAACGACAGAGCGAGGUGUAUAUUUCUCCAACACUACCAAAGCGAGCGGAAACCUUCGGCGGUUUCGACGAGCGAAGAUCCAAACAGCAGCAGUGUCUGACGAAUUCGUCGAGGGAUGCCGUCCUGUCGACACUUUCGGCCGGAUACUUCACCAAUCGGGAAAGCUACGAGAAGCGUGAAUCGAACGCGUCGGACUUCGACGGAGGACCAUUUUCGCCUGGGGCGUCGCACGCACCGGUGAAGCUAAAUUCGGAAGGGCUGACCACCGAGCAGGCGAAGGACAACAACUACGCAGCACUACACGUAUCCCACCAUCUGCAAACCCUACUGUGCAUAAUAUCGCAACAGAUGACGACGAUACAGAGUCUUCAGCACCAGUUGAACUCAUUCCGAGAAAACCCAAAGAACAUGUACCGACAUAACGACCAGCUGGAGGAACUUCGCAACCUGCAAGAUAAGUUACAGGAAGAGAAGACUGCGUGGCAGAAGCAGAAGGAGACUGAGGAGCGCGAGUUGGAUGAGCAGCGACUGUCGCAGAAGACCCUGCAGGAGCAGAUUCGAGCUGAGCAGGAAGAUAUCAAGCAGCAAAGGGAACAGUUGUACCGAAAGAUGGAGAUUCUCUCCAGCCAGGGUUUGCUGCUGUCGCCGAGCGUUGCUCUACCAGUGCCCGGUGGAGUGCUGGCAUCACAGCACGAUGAACAAUCCAGUAACAGCGAGGAGUACCACGUGGACAGCGGGAUCGCUUCCGGUUCACAAUCCGUAGUGUCAACCAUUGAUCGGAGGAAGGACAAGUGGAGAACUGCUAGCAUUAACAAAGCUCCUCCUGCAAAUCUGGCCAGUGCCACCAACGCUCCCAAAAUGAACGCAGCAUCCAUCAAACAACAGCUGCCCCUGAAGUUAUCCUCUCUAUCUAGCACAAAACCUAGCCCCAACAACAACUCGAUAACGUCGCCCAGCGGAAGUAGUCCCAGUCUGAUGAGCAGUACCGGAAGUGGUGGAGGUGGUGGGGUUACGCAGAUGUUCCCUCUAAAACUAGCUGAUAAGAAGAUUAACUCGAGCUUACCAAAUCACUCACGAACCGGCAGCAGUCCUGCGAUAAUCCAACAGCAGGUGCCAGUUCAGACGGGAAACCCUGCCACGAGAACCAACACAUACCCAAAAAUCCCGGAACGUUACCGACUGCGAAGUUCCGACACGUACCAAUCGCCGCAGCACCAUUACAGCAGUGCUGGCAGUAGUGCACACUCUCCUUCAUCUCCGCUGUCGUCGUCCUCGCUCGCAUCCUCGCAUCGAUCAGCGGCGGCCAUCCAUGAACAGCAGCAGCAACAACUCCUUCAACAGCAACAACAGCUCUACCACCACCAUCACCAACAGCAGCAGCAACAACAUCAAUAUCAUCCGCAGCACCACUCGAUGCAUACGACUCCGCUUUCCUCGCGUCAUUCCAGCUUGCAGUCUCCGCCGCCACUUGGGUCGUCCUCAUCGCCGGCCGACAUCGGAAGUCUCGGAGGAGGGGCUACCAGCAGCAACAACAACAUCAACACCCAAAGCCCCAGCAAGAAGGAUUCCUCGACCAAGGGCAAGGAGGAAGAGGUGAUUUAUUUUUGAUACAUGCCAGUUGAGGUCGAAAUCUAAUCGCCAAACCCACCCCGGGCCCGGAUUGGAUGUGCUGGACUGGAUGCUGCUGACUGCGCUGGUCGUCUCGCUGCUUCUGUACGCCGUGAGUCUGAUCGUUCGACUGAUCUUUUUCUUCGCGUUAUGAUCUCACCGUUCGACACAAAACCGGUUCACAGUUUCUGAAUUUCGACACAAGUUUUUUUUUUCCAAUGGACUGACGACUCACAAGGACUGAUUCCUCCUCUGAAUGGGGAAUGGAUUGGAUGGACGGGACGGGUGACUCCCGUGGUUCUGAUCCAAAUGAACUGUCGUAGCUCGGAUUAGCGCUUAGGCUUGAAAGCAUUCCAUUUUUAUUUGUAUAGAUCGACGAAAUUGUGGGCAUCAAUAAAAUUGAUUCGAAAAGAUUAA